Molecule: messenger RNA, 946 nt
Organism: Synchiropus splendidus (mandarinfish)
Lineage: Eukaryota; Metazoa; Chordata; Actinopteri; Syngnathiformes; Callionymidae
Exons: 6
Coding region: 1-738 (245 amino acids)
Source: RefSeq, a predicted model, not a curated record
AUGGCUUUUUCGAAGGUGUCUUUUUGGCCAACGACACCGAGGUGUGGUGGAAGCGAAUGGGUGGCUACACGAGAGUCCUCCAACAAGUCUGCGAAAGGAGCAUGCAGUCAAAAUGAACUUGAAAAAACCAUUGAAGGACUGUAUCUCAGCAUUAAGCAGCGGAAAUAUCAGCUGUAUCGUCAGGCUGAUGGCAACAAGAGAAGACAUCUGCUUAGAAAAAAGAUUUCAGUGGAAAAGAGAUCCUUAGAAGAUGCCAUCACAAAAUACAAUGCUGUUGUGCCGGAAACUGGCAAACUCCCUUCUCCCAACGAGCUCCUGGCUGAGGAAAACUAUUCCUGGCCUUGGGAAUGUCAUGGUGAUAUGUUAAAGAAAAAAAAGGUCUUCGACAAGGUAAUGCUGCUGAACCGACUGAAGGAAGAGGAGGUCAUUGUUGUCCGUGAAGUCAAGCAGCACUGGGAGUACAUGAGGAAUAUGGCUGGAAAUAUUGAAGAGAUUUCCUCCCAGCUUUCAGAAGGGAUCACUCAGCAAAGCGGCACAGAAGCAUUGACUGGGAGAGGACGUGAGGGGCUACUCUGUCUGCUGAAGAGAAGACUGUCAGCAAUUCAAGCUCAGCAGGGUGCAGCUCGCUCAACGUACCAACAUGUUUUUGGAUCGCAAGCCUUGUCUCUCGAUGAUUCCUCCACUGAUGAUGAAGAACCCCAUGAUAGCAGCUCCUCCACCGAAGAUGAAGAACACUAGCAUUGUAGCUCCUCUUCUGAACUUUGACCUCCCUCAUUAAAAAAUGAGGAAAACUGUUGUAAUUACCUGGCCUGCAGUAUGAAUGUGAAAUGUUAAAAUAAACUGUCCUGCAAUUGACUCUUUUUCUGAGUUAUGUACUAUUACUAUUUUGAAGUAGAUGCUGAUGCUUUUUAUGUAAAUUAUGAAUGAUUAAUUUGAGAUUUAUUGG